AGCAGGCUCCGUCGGCCGCUGAUGACGCACUCAGCGCUUGACGGACGUGGCUGCGGGGUGGUGUGUGUAUGUGUGUGUGUGUGUGUGUGUGUGUGUGUUUACAUUCAACGGAGAUGAAAAUAAUAAGAAUAAAACAGGUGUGAAUGUUCUGGGAGCGGGUGUGAUCUGACGGCCGCCGGGAGGAUGCAGUUCUGCCGGGAGAAGGUGAAGGCGGACUGCGAGGAGCUGCUGGGCCGCUUCCAGCAGACAGACUCGGUCCGCUUCGAGAGUUUCUCCGCCGUCUGGAGGAGCAUGAAGUUCUCCCAGGUGUUCUAUGGUACCCUGGGCGCGGAGAAGAAGGCCUUCAGCCGGGAGGUGCUGGACACGGCCUGCAGCUUCUUCCUGCCGCCCUUCACCUUCCAGAUCCGAGUGGGCGGCCUCUACCUGCUCUACAGCCUCUACCUGAGCCAGAGCGCCACGCCGCCGCAGCAGAUCCGCCUGGCCCUGAAGGACUGGGAGCACGUGAAGCAGUUUGAGCAUGAUGCGGUGGAGGCUCAGCACCUGGACACCGUCUACGUCCUGCGGCAGCUGCUGCUUCACAAGGCCUUCCACUUCACCGCCACGCCCCGACUGUUGAGCUACCAGAAGAAGAGGAAAGCCAGGCGGCUGCCGGACUGUGAGGCAUUUGUGGAGCGUCCGACUCGCCCGCAGCAGCUGGUCAGCGGCGACCUGCUGGAGGAGCUGUCCAACGUCCAGCAGCACUACGAGCGGCUCAAGGCCUCCAUCUGUGCGGCGCCGGACCAGCCGGACCCGUCGCUCACCCUGACCCGGGGCGACCUGGUCCCCCGGCUGCAGGACGCCGUGUUGGAGUUCCACCGGGGGCAGCGGCUCGAGGCGGCUCCGCGUGAAGACGACGAUGAUGAAAGCGGCGGAGAGGGAACGUCAGCGCAGCUCGAGUGCUCCAGGAGAGCGGAGCUGCUGGCCUCCAUCAAGUCCAAGUCGUACGGCCAGGCGGUGGAGGUGUCCAAGUCGCGGCGUCAUCGUCAGGUGGAGCUGGGCUUGGCCUCUGACAGCGAGACGGCCGCCGCCUCGUCAUCUCACAGGACGCAUAGAAUGUCACUGAAAGCCAGAACCAAUAAGAACGUGCAGAUCACAGGUGAAUUAAAGCAGGAAACCGUCAAGCAGACCAAACUGUGGUGCCUCACCAAACUGGACUCGGCUCCUGAAGAUGUGCCAAGAAAAUUUCCAAAAUUCAAGUGGUGAUGACGGCGCCACGGUCCCGCUGCGUGUCCUGCUGUCAGUUUUAGGAUGAACCGUUGAAUAUUUAAUCUGUUUUAUGUGUUUAAUCUGACAUGGGGUUUGCACCAGGGCUUGCUGGAGGACUGCAAAAAAAAGACAUGUAAAAGAAAAAAUGUGUAUACUUUGUUAUAUUUUAUCCUGAAAUAUUUUAGUUUGAGGUGCGGCAUGAUUUUAUGGCAUUUGCAGCGUGUUUUGUUCAACGUGCUCAUACACAGUUUGAAAAAUAUUUUUUUUAAAAAGCAGUUUAAAAUGUUUCUAGGAUGUUUCCCUGUCUUGCACACAACGCAUGCUGGGAAUUGGACAAAGUGGGAAAAUGGCUGAUGCACUGAUAAAAUAUUUUGGAAGUUUUAUCUCAUAAUCUUUGUAUUUCAUAAAGAAUGUGACAUUUCUGUCAGCACCUGUCGGUUUGUCUGAAGCAUGAAUGUGUGUGUGUGUGUGUGUGUCUGUUUGUGCAGCCUUGCUCCUGCAGGAUUCAGAUUGAAUCUUCUGCUGCAAAUCUUUUAAAUAAAUACACAUUUUUUACAGCUCU
Molecule: messenger RNA, 1807 nt
Organism: Myripristis murdjan (pinecone soldierfish)
Lineage: Eukaryota; Metazoa; Chordata; Actinopteri; Holocentriformes; Holocentridae
Gene: snapc1b
Product: small nuclear RNA activating complex, polypeptide 1b
Exons: 10
Coding region: 184-1242 (352 amino acids)
Biological process (GO): snRNA transcription by RNA polymerase II; snRNA transcription by RNA polymerase III
Cellular component (GO): snRNA-activating protein complex
Molecular function (GO): sequence-specific DNA binding
Source: RefSeq, a predicted model, not a curated record